Messenger RNA from Schistocerca serialis cubense, 1835 nucleotides. RefSeq lists its product as uncharacterized. Lineage: Eukaryota; Metazoa; Arthropoda; Insecta; Orthoptera; Acrididae. Gene Ontology annotation, cellular component: nucleus. The transcript is spliced from 2 exons. Bases 75 to 1835 code for a protein of 586 amino acids. The record is from RefSeq and is a predicted model, not a curated record.
GUAUGGCUGUACUUGCACGUACAAGAGGACAACAAAGCUACUUCUAGUGAAAGGAGACUGAGGGAAUAUGAAGAAUGGGCUGUAAAGCACUCAUGAUUUACGCCACAGCGAAAAAUCUGUAUAAAGAAGUGUGUCUGGCGGAGAUUGCAGAACGACACAGAAGGAAGACUGGUGCGGAUCCGGUGAUUGCAGUGGACGGACCUAAGUGUGUGCAGUACCUGUACAAGAACUGUGAUUUCUCCUGUGGUGGGCAGUACAAGAAGUUCCGGGAGGCGUGUAGAAACUUUGUGCAGGGAUUCAGAACCUGCGGAGUGCGACUCGUGUUCUUCUUCCAUGGACUCAGACCAGCUGCAAAGAAUGAGAAGUGGGUGCAAGUAUCUAAGGAUGUGGUGGAGAAAAUUAACCAGAUGUGGGAAAAAUUGCAUGUUGGAGAUGAUAAGCCAAUGGAGCACAUCCGGCUGCCAGAAGGGCUCAUACCGUGUGCCCGAGUGUUCUUUAGGGAUGAACCAUCGACGGAAGUCCGUCUCUGUAUGGAAGAUUACAACAGGGAGACCGCCGAGUACGCAGCGAGCUGCGAAAAUUGCCUCGGAGUGAUGUCAAAUAAUGGGAAUUUUCUGAUAUGGAAGGACGUACCGUGCACGUUCAUAUUCCAUGGAAAGAUAAGGUUAAGCGAUGGGCUGAGGAUGUUAUGCAUUUCCUCAUCAGACGUCACCUCAGAUCUGGGCAUUAAGCCACAAGACCUGCCGGCACUAGCGACUUUCUUAGGAAACGGUGCCAUCGACCAAGAUACAUUGCAGCGUCUGCACAAACGGCUAUGUUCUGGUUACGUCGACAGAGGAAAGCUCGGCUAUGUUGUAGCACAGCUGGUGAAGAAUAAAACAAUCGAGGAAAUAUGUCGGGUAGCAUUUGGCAAAAGUUGGCGCGACUUCCACGACAGUGUGAAGAUGGGAAUUGGUCAGUACGAGUACAAGACGAUAGCACCUUAUAGGCCUGCUGAUAAGGGAUGCAGAUGGUCGGGGGUGCUGCAGAACAUCGAAGCAAGACACAGAUCGGGUGAGAUACCUGCCAUUGUACUGUCAGUGGCUCUGCGUCAGACUUUCAGAAUAAGUGCAGUUCUAGAAGAUUUGUCACACGCCGGUGGCACAUCAACGGGAGAAGCGCUCCAGCCUAUGAGGCGCAGGAUGUACACUGUGCUGCUAUGGGAAAGUGGAGACGGCCCAUUUCAUGUGGAGGAGCAGGUGACGAACAGUACAGAGGCAUACCAGCUGCAGGUGGAGGUCGAAAAGCGGCUACCACCCAACUUGGUACACCCAGGCCUGCUUCAGCUGUGGUCUGGAGAUCUGGAAACGCGCUGGCGUCUCUUCAGCUGGGUAGUGGGGGGCCCAGAUCCAGAGGGGUCCGCCCUGAGGUCACUGGAGCCCCAGUGCCUAGUAGUCCCAGCCAUCGCACUACACUUCCUCCGGCAUGAGCCCCGUCUUCUGAGCCGCCACGAGGCUGAGAUCUUUGCCGUGGUCGCCAUCACUGUGUGCAGGUUCACACCCCAGCAGCUGGACAAGAAAAACAUCCCAGCACCAGACCCACACGCCAUCUUCCUAGCUACGCUCUUCGUCCGCACCACCCUGCACGUGUUAGACGUGGCCGCUGUCUGUGGAUUAUCCUUCCCGCGGGAGGCUGACUGCCACUUGGACGCCUACUUUGAUGGGAAGUUCUUCCAGGAGCUCUACCUCAGGGCUAAAGCCCAAUCGUUCCAAAGAGUUGGGACCCACGCUCCCUGGGACCCAUCAUACCUCAAGCCAAUCCACAAGCUGCUGGAUGUAAUAGAACGAAACCACUAA